This is a messenger RNA of Megachile rotundata (alfalfa leafcutting bee), 2607 nucleotides long. RefSeq lists its product as uncharacterized. The record is from RefSeq and is a predicted model, not a curated record. Lineage: Eukaryota; Metazoa; Arthropoda; Insecta; Hymenoptera; Megachilidae.
UCACUUUUCUGUUCCAGAUACGCAAUCGUGUGGUUGCUGACGAUGACUCUCCGAUGUCAGGCAACGAAUCACGAAAACACGGAUGGCGACGGAAACGCGGAGGACUCGGUGCUGGAUGAAGCUACCGAGGAUUACUGGGCCGGAAGUGGAUCCGGACCGGAAGAAGACGAGUCCCUUCAUAACGAGACCAGAGAAGCGUUAACGCACGAGGCUAGUGAUCACGAUGCUGUGGUGUACGUAGGCGAUGGAGCAGCGUACGUUCCUGUGCCCUCGUUGAAAGGACGACCCUUGAGCCCGAAUUUACAAGCUCUUCAGACGCUGCAGGGGUUGCAAGGAAUUGCGGGCGGAGGCGGCACAGGGGUGGUUGGGGACGAAGAUUGGAAGAGACAUCCGGAAACGUGGGAUCGUGAACAUAGGAGGUACAGGCCGAAUACCACGCGAGUUCAACACAUCGAGGCAGAAUGCCAGGACGACUACAUGAAGAUCAGGAUCGGUUUCAACGGGUCGUUCGCCGGGCUACUGUACUCCGCAGGCUACUCUUACGACCCGGAUUGCAUGUACGUUAACGGAACAGGCCGCGAUUACUACGAGUUCUACAUACAGCUGAAUCGUUGCGGCACCCUCGGCGAGAACACUCAUCAUCAGGACAGCAGAAAGAAUCCUACGAAAAACCUAAUGUGGAAUACCGUCACGGUGCAAUACAACCCGUUGAUCGAGGAAGAAUUCGACGAACAUUUCAAAGUGACUUGCGAAUACGGCUACGAUUUCUGGAAGACCGUCACCUUUCCGUUCCUGGACGUGGAAGUCGCGACGGGAAAUCCCGUAGUGUUCACCCUGCAGCCACCGGAGUGCUACAUGGAAAUCAGAUACGGUUACGGGACCACUGGAACUAGAGUGGCUGGACCAGUUCGCGUCGGCGAUCCUCUGACUCUCAUUAUCUACAUGCGCAGCAAAUACGAUGGUUUCGACAUCGUCGUGAACGACUGCUACGCACACAACGGCGGAAACAAGCGAAUCCAGCUGAUCGACCAAUACGGGUGUCCCGUGGACGACAAGCUGAUCAGCAGAUUCCGAGGAUCCUGGUCCGAGAGCGGCCUCUUCGAGACGCAAGUGUUCGCCUACAUGAAGACGUUCAGGUUCACAGGCUCUCCAGCUCUGUACAUCGAGUGCGACGUUCGAAUGUGUCACGGGAGAUGUCCAAGUCAACCAUGCCACUGGAGGAAUGCCAAAAAUGUUGCCAAACGUUCGCUGCCAGAAAUCGGACCUUCCACGCCGGCUACUAGUUUAUCGGAGAACGUCAACCUGUUUCAAUCGCUGCGUGUUCUUCAGGAAGGAGAGGCGGACACUGAGUUCUUCCAGAAUUCUACCACAGCCUAUCGGAGCGGUCCCAGCGAAUCCACGGACAGAGUCUGCCUGAGAUCCAACGUCCUCAGCACGAUCAUAGGAAUCGGAUGUGGCUUCCUGUGCAUCAUGGCGGGCACGAUAUUGGCCAUGUGCUCGCGAAUGCGACGACAGGCCAGGGAGAAGCUGUUAUCCGACAGUAUAAGUUACAUGACCCACAAGGGUAGAAUCAAUUAAGCAGCCUCCUCGAACGAGUCUCUCUAUUUUCCUCUUCUGCGUGGCGCUUCCAUCGGUACGAUCCGGGGAAGACCUCUGUCGAUAAAUGCGAGGAUCGACACUCGAUCGGUACAGAUUGGUACUUCCUGAUCGACGGAACUAAAUUUUGUGCCCAAAGUGAAAUUGUCCAAAAUUUGGUGCCCGAAGUGAAAUUGUUCCUUCAAAAUUUUGUGCUCAUAGUGAAAUUAUUUUAUAAUUACGGGGACAGGAUAAUUGUGGAUUGACCGUCGAGGAAGUAGGAAUCCUCGGAGAUUGAACUCGCGUUUCUUCUCGACAACGCUACUCACUGUCUUUUCCUUUUCCGUCGAUAAACCUCGUUCACGAGCGAGUUGCUACCCGUCGAUAAUAUCGAACGAAUUUAGAAGUCGAGGAUUUUGCCACGGUGGUACCGCACGAGCGAACGAGUUUGAAAACGCGGUUUUUCUUUGCUCUUCGAUUCGCGAGGGUACGGACCGAAACGAAUAACUAGAUACAUAGGCCACUGAUGAGAUUCAGAGUACAUUUAAGUAUGGCUAAUAACAUUACUCGCCAUAUUCAGGAACGAUCAAAUUCACGGAAUCUCGAGUUGCAGCUGAACAAACAAUUGUAAAUUGUAGACAAUUUUUUUUUUUACGUAAAUUGUAGACAAUGAUCUUUUACUUUUUCGGAUUUAUAAAACGGACAUCUGUUUCUCCGUUUGCAGCUGCAAGAGAGAUAAAAGAGCUCGAUCGACUGACACACUUUUUACCCCAAGUUUCUGAAUGUUUGCGAAUAAUGCAUUAUCGUAUGAUAUAGAUAUCGCUAUUAUAAUAAACAGCUCUACAAUAUCUAGGUUUAUACUCAUAUGCAUAUGGUAUAUCGCAGCGUCCAAAUGUGUCUUACAUUUCUUUUUUUUAUUUGUUCUAACUUUGAAGCAGGAGCAAGAAUUGCCACGAGCGCGAACGGCCAGCGAGGAUUAAAUAAUAUUUUGCGAGAUCACCCCGUGCGUAUCGGGGGAGCCAAAGAAACGUA